Molecule: messenger RNA, 4473 nt
Organism: Vespa velutina
Lineage: Eukaryota; Metazoa; Arthropoda; Insecta; Hymenoptera; Vespidae
Product: protein big brother-like
Exons: 3
Coding region: 301-1062 (253 amino acids)
Biological process (GO): regulation of transcription by RNA polymerase II
Cellular component (GO): core-binding factor complex; nucleus
Molecular function (GO): transcription coactivator activity; sequence-specific DNA binding
Source: RefSeq, a predicted model, not a curated record
AUAUAAAGUUUUGUCAGUCUCCACUGAGACGCUGUAUAGUUCGGAGCUCUGUAACAAGUCAAGACUAAUCGUAUCUCGUAUUUUCGACCGUGUUACUCGAUAAGAAAAAAAACGUGACAUUAACAUAAUUAUACGCGUUCUUAACUAGUUUUUCCUGAUCCACAAAUUUCGUUUGCUUAUGUGAGCUGUCUGUUGAUACAUCGUAAAUCAAAAGUUCAUUGGAAAAAGAACGAACGGACAAAAAUAAGAAAGAAGAAGUAAGAAUAUAAUAAAAAAAAAAAGUGAGGAUACAGCCUGUGCAUGUACGCCGAAAAAAUGAUGCACGCAAUGAGCGAGCACGCGGGUGGCGCGGCCGGUCUCGGCGUUGGUGUUCUGCCUUUUGAUGCAAUGGCACUAUAUGAGCAACCACGACCUCGUUAUGCGUUAAAAAUGCCACGCGUUGUGCCUGAUCAGAAGGCCAAGUUCGAAAGCGACGAGCUCUUUAGAAGACUCAGCCGUGAGAGCGAGGUAAGGUACACCGGGUAUCGUGAUAGGCCGAUGGAAGAACGUCAAGUGCGCUUUCAAAAUAGUUGCCGUGAAGGUCAAGUAGAGAUAGCAUUCGCAGCAACUGGUACGAAUCUUCAACUGGUCUUUGGUAACGCUUGUGGGACUUAUCCUCCUGAUCGAAGAGAGGAUUGUGAUUUUGACAAAGAACACGGCAAGGUACACCUAAGAUCACACUUGAUAAUGAACGGCGUGUGUGUACGAUGGCGAGGAUGGAUCGACCUUGAUAGAUUAGACGGUGUUGGUUGUUUGGAAUACGACGAGGAACUAGCUGCUGAGGAGGAUGCUCAUCUUCGCAAUCAGCUGGAAGUUUACAGUCGGCGUGGUCGAGAUAUGCACGAGAAGGCUUAUAGGAGUGGAGCUGCUCAACCUCCUCAUCUUAAUCAUCACCACCUUCAUCAUCAUCAGGGACAUCAUGUGACUGGCACAGGAGGUACAGGUACCACUAGUGCCGGGAUCGAGCCUCAUAUGACGCAUCGACAAGAUCCAGAAAUGGAGGUCAGACUGAGAGCGUACUGAGACUCAACGUCUCAGAAAUGAAUGUGUCAAGGAUACAGUGAUAAACUGGAUGAGUGAUAUCGUUAGUUGGCUAUAUUCGUAAUAGUACGAGUCUUUAACUAUCUAAGGGAUUCAUAAUUAAUCAAUGAUGAUUUAUAAUCAAUCAAUGAUGAUCGUCAAAGGUCCUUUCAUCCAUAAUAAAUGUAAAAAUGAGAUCUUUUAGGUGAUAAAAUUAAAUUAGAUGUAUUUUGUAUAUAUUAUAUAUACACUAUAUAUCUAUGUAUGUCUAAGAGAAAUAUUAACGAAAUUGUCAGCGAAUCGUUUGUUCGUUCGGACUUUUGAUUUUACAUUAGGAUUUUAUAUAGAUUUUCAAUAAUAUUUUAUAAAUAAUCCACCAUACGUUUGUGGUAUAUUUCUUUUUGCUUAUACAGCUUUUUGAAAUGUUGUGAUGAUACGUUUUUAUGUUCAGAUUUUAUGCGUUGAAAUCUACGAAUGCCGUCAGGAUAUGUAUGCGACUGAAACGACAAUUAUUUUGUAUCCAACACUUUAAUCGUGCGUAUGUAGUUUAACAAUAUGAUUUAUAAACACAUAACGACCUUUCUAAAUCUAUGAUGAGUGUAUUCUUGAUACCGACGAUGAACGUGGCCUAUGCAAAAAUACAAAGUAGUAGGCUUCUCGGAAAAGAAGAAGGAAAAGGAAAGUCGCGAUUGCAUUGCGUCAGAGGCUACGUUCGACUAUGAAAUACAUGAAUCACGAUUAUAUCCACUCGUAUAUUCCCAACUUCCCGAUGAAUCAUCAUCGUGCAUUUUAUUUUAUUCAUUUUAUUGGCUCAGCACUACGCUUGUUGGAAAUUUUUCUUUUUAUUUAGUUUCUCCUUUUUUGUUAUCUUGUACAUAUUUGUAAAGAGUUUAAAUAUAAGUUUCGAUGAAAUAUAAUUAUCAUUGAAUUACAAAAUUCCUACCGAAUAUAUAUGUGUGAUACUCUGUGUGAACGCAACAAAAUAAGAUACAAACAUAUAUCUUAAUACAGGUUGACGUAGAGACUGUUUCAAUAGACAAGCAAGGCAAUAACGUGCGAAAUUUCUUUGAUGGAACAGUAAUUAAGUGGGCUUGAUGUUGUAAAACGAUAAUGUACACGUAGGAAUUCUUAUAAGAAGAAACCCUACAGAUUCCGGAUAGUCGAUACCAGUUAGGGAACAAGAAAAUACGAAACUUCCCACGAGAUCGUUCUAUGUUUACGAAAGUAUAUUCAUGGAAGACAAAGAAGAAGAAGAAGAAGAAGAAGUAGAAGUAGAAGUAGAAGUAGAAGAAGAAAAGAAAAAUAAGAAUAAGAAAAGUUUGUUGAGUUUGUUGGAAUUACCUUGACACGUUUUGACGACUUUAUAUGCCCAUGUCAAGAAGGUCUUUUCAAAAAAUUUUUAUCGUAAAACAGCCACUCUCCUUCUUAACUUCCUGUGGUCUGUAGAUAAACACCAUAUCGUUAUACUCGUAUAUUUUACAAAAACGAACUAUGUAUAUAGAUACUACUUCAUUACGUUGUUAAAGAACGUGCUCGAUAUAAGAAAGACUGAUAAAUGGUAAUGAUCUAAAUUUCAGCUAGUAACGAGAAAACGUGAAGAUUUGAUAAUAUUUCUUCGCUGCAUAUAUAAUUAUUAAAAAAUAAUGAAAUAUUUAAUAUUUUAUACAAUUUAAAAUAGAUUCAUUUGCUUAGAGUACGAUAUAAAUAUUAUGUUUUAUAAGGAAAAAAGAUCAAUGAAAUGACAUUUCAUUUUGAUGUCUUCCGUAUAGCAAACGAACGGCAUAGGAAUUUCAUAAGACUUUAAGUUAGCCGAGAUUGGAACGUUUAGUGCUAACGUUUUGUAUUUGUAGCAAACAGUGCUAUUAUCCGUAGGGGGUAAGGGAUGAAAAAUCCGCCACCCGCGGUGUUAGCCCUGUAGCUACUCGUCGCAUCUGCCUUCGAUUUAUUUCCAAUCGUAAUUGAUGACUCUUGCCCCCAGGGCCUUUCGAGUUCUAGCAAAAUAACUCUGAUUCUUUCUUGAAGUAGGUAUAGAAAAGAGAGGAGAGGAGAGGAGAAGAAGAGACCGAUGAAAAAUCAAUCAUCGAUCAGCAUUCGACAAAAUUGGAAUCUUACCGAGAAUAAUAAAUUAUCUUAAUCUUAUGUUCGAACGUGAAAAUUAAUGUUUCAUCGUAGAAACAUCAUAUUAUUCAUAAUAAUGACAUUUGUUUGACAAGAGCAUAAUGAAAGCUUAGAAAGAUAGCUUUACUCGAACUUUUAUUAAUAUCUCACAAACUUAUUUUUUGUAGGAUUCUUCUAUUUUCACGUUUAUACACAUACAAACAUUCUUCACGCGUAUUUGGACAGGAGAAGUCAAGGAAAAGAGGCGUAAUAACAUCUGUUCGACGUUAUUUUCUUUCGCUCCCUUUAUCUUUCCUAUUUUUUCUCCGAUCUUCACAAUUCUCUACUUGAACAUUUUAAAAGAUCGUCUUUGGAAAGGACUCGAACAGAGGGAGCUGAUACUUAUAGUUACUGCCAUGUACAAAAUAGGGAAACAGGAUGUUGGAGAGGUGGGGUAACCAACCUGAAGAGACGAGAAAAAAGAUAGCGAAGGAUCUAUAAUCCCUUGAUGAUACAUCGCAGGUUGGAGAUUACGUAAAUCGCUCCCUUCCUGUUACCUACGUGCUGGCUAUGAAAAGGAUCGAGAUUAUCCUUGAAUUACAUUUUUCUGAGAUCCAAAAAAAUUCUUAUAUAUCUAUUACGUUCCUUGUAUCAACAGAAUUAUCAAAGUAUUAUUAAAGACAUAGUCCUUCAUAGUUAUUCAUUUAUUAGUACCUAUAAAUAUAUUUUCUUUAUUUUUCCUUAUUUAAAUAUUUGUUGUUCUGUAAAUAACAACGCAAAGAAAAUUAUAUUCCUGAUUUUAAGAAGCGUCGAUUUAUCAUUAAUUUUGUUGACUAUACACAUGCACGUGAACACGUUCGUAAGCACAAUACCAAAGCACAUAGGAGGGCUCUCGUUGUCCCGUUGAGUUCUGUGUGCCAACAAGCUAAAUGCGUUUCACGGAUGGCCGCCUUCGCUCAAUGUAGACUCUACCGGUUGGAUUCAACAUGUACGUCUACUCACGAAAACUGUUCGAUCGAGUAGGAAUGGAUAAAAUUCGAAUGUUCGUUAGAAAUCGUUUGUGCCUCGAAAUUUUUUACGAACGUACAUAUAUGUAACAUAUAUAUAACAGAAAUUUCAAAUAUGCUAUAUUCUGUCGAAAGACAAACAUUUAUUUCGUGUAAUUAUUUCGAGUAGAUGAGAAGUGGAAAGUAAUUACAAUUCAACUAAAUGAUCGCGAGCAUUGUGCGUGCGAGAAGCACCUGUGUAUCCGAUAGUAUAAUUUACGAAUGUAACAGCUCGGCAAUUAGGUAAUAAAUAGUAAGAGAGGACCGUUCA